This is a messenger RNA of Galendromus occidentalis (western predatory mite), 688 nucleotides long. RefSeq lists its product as uncharacterized. Bases 35 to 688 code for a protein of 217 amino acids. NCBI's taxonomy places the organism in Eukaryota, Metazoa, Arthropoda, Arachnida, Mesostigmata, Phytoseiidae. The transcript has 4 exons. The record is from RefSeq and is a predicted model, not a curated record.
GAGGAUCCACUCGAAGCUCAAUCGCGGGCCGGUCAUGACUACUUUGGUGCUCGUAUUCGUUCUCGCUAUCAUCAAGCUCUCCGAUGUUGCAAAUGCCGAUGAGGAGAGUUUCACGUGGACGCGGGAGUUCUCCGCCACGGGAUAUAUAAUCAAACCUUCAAAUGGAAUACGGAAGCCGUUCACGAUUUACCAUGACGAGGAAGGAUCCAGAUCACGAGUGGACUACUACGGGGGUGAAAUAAAACGCAUCUGGACGGGUUCCCUCUUCUACAAAUUGCUCUGGACAACCAACUCUAGUACGCAUGUGCCCGAGCAGUCAUGCUUCUACUAUGGAGCGCAUCUAGGACUACUUUCUUCGAUAUACGACGUCGUUCCUCCCAUGGGACAUCUCAAAAGCGCACGCACUGAACCCUGCGAUACGGACACGACCACAAUUUAUGCUUCAGUCGUCUUCAGCAAUCUGAGCUGCCAUCGAUACGAGAUCGAGUAUUUUCCAUUCAAACAAGUUUUCUGGACCACUAAAGAUUUGGGAAAUGAAAACAAGGUGACACCUGUUCGAAUAAUGGACUACUGGCCGGAGAAGGAAGAGGUCAUCUUCCUGAGUUACACCGCUGGCGAACUGGACGAUGAAGUCUUCGAUGUUGGGCUCCUGACCGAUCUGGGCAAAUGUGAAGAGAGAUCUGAAUGA